This is a messenger RNA of Cololabis saira (Pacific saury), 3454 nucleotides long. Its product is annotated as receptor-type tyrosine-protein phosphatase H-like. Gene Ontology annotation, molecular function: cadherin binding; protein tyrosine phosphatase activity. The transcript has 19 exons. Gene Ontology annotation, biological process: angiogenesis; protein dephosphorylation. Bases 231 to 3203 code for a protein of 990 amino acids. The record is from RefSeq and is a predicted model, not a curated record. Lineage: Eukaryota; Metazoa; Chordata; Actinopteri; Beloniformes; Belonidae.
GCUAUUCCCUUACUCACUUGGCCAUUUUAGAAGGUACCAGAGGUUACAAAAGGAGGACGUUGUUAGGAAUUAAAAGUCAACACCUCUAGGCUAAAGUUAAUAUUAACUUUUGCUUUGAGAUGUUCGUUGUUUUUGGCUGUUGCACUGACAGCAGAAGCUGGGGCUCAUCUUGAAACAACAGAGUAAUUUAAGAUGUUCAUAGUGUAUGUGUAGGUAACUAGUCCAGAACAAUGACGAAGCUUUUAGCUUUCAAAUCAUCCUUGGGCUCUUUGUUGCUGUGUUGCUUCUUUAGUCUGCUUUGGGUUGUCAGUGACUGCACUACAACAUCAGACCCGAGUGCAUCGGCAACCCCUACAUCAACUGCAUCGACAACUAAAACGACACCUCUUGACCCUAAAGAGUUCAAACGAGUUGGACAAACUGAAACCAGCAUAACUCUGCAGUGGGAACAAGUGGGAGACAUCCGUGAUUAUAUUCUCGCCUAUGAUGAAAAGGAAAUAAAUAUUCCUUCAUCAGCGGGAAAUGUAACACACACAGAGUCAGGUCUGACAAGUGGGACUAGUUAUAAUUUCUGGCUCUUCGCUGUGUUGGACGAUGUCAGAAGCAGUGGAGUCAACCUCACUGCAGUCACUGUUCCUCUAGACCCUAAACAGUUCAAACGAGUUGGAGAAAAUGAAACCAGCAUAACUCUGCAGUGGGAACAAGUUGAGGACUACAAUUAUACUCUUGUGUUCAAUGAAAGUGAGAUAAACUUCACUUUAUCAUCAGGAACUUUGCCUCACACCAUAUCAGGUCUGACAAGUGCGACUAAUUACAGCUUCAGCCUCUUCACUGUGUUUGAUUACGUCAGAAGCCGUGGAGUCAACAUCACUGCAGUCACUGCACCUCCUGACCCUAAACAGUUCAAACGAGUUGGACAAAAUGAAACCAGCAUAACUCUGCAGUGGGAACAAGUGGGAAACAUCCAGUAUAUUCUCACCUAUGAUGAAAAGAAAAUAAAUAUUACUUUAUCAGAGGGAACUGUAACACACACAGAGUCAGAUCUGACAAGUGGGACUAGUUAUAAUUUCAUUAUCUUCGCUGUGUUUGGCGAUGCCAGAAGCAGUGGAGUCAACCUCACUGCAGUCACUGCUCCUCUUCAUCCUGAAAACUUCACAGACAUUAGUCAGAAUGAGACCAGUAUAACUCUGCAGUGGAAACAAGUGAGAGACAUCAGUGAUUAUAUUCUUGUCUAUGCUGAAAAUGAAACAAAAAUUAAUUCAUCAGAGGGAAUUGUAACACACACAGUCCCAAAUCUCUCAAGUGGGACUCAGUAUAAUUUCGCAGUCUUCGCUUUGUUUGACUAUGCCCGAAGCAGCGGAGUCGACCUCACUGCAGCCACUGUUCCUCCAACGGUGGAUUCAGUCGAAGUGAAGCAGCGCUAUGAGACCAAUAUAACUCUUGAAUGGAAGAAUCCAAACACAGCCUGGAACUAUUUGCUUGACAUCAAUGGCAAUGGCUCAAUUAUUAUCCCACAUAAACCAAUAGAAACUGUAUCAUAUACAGUCCGUGAUCUUGAACCUGGAACAAUGUAUGCAUUCAGUGUGACCACAAAGUUCACUGGACUCGUGAGCGCUCCUCAUAAGACUCUCACUGUAACAACCAUUGACUGUGACAGUAUAAAAUGGCACGUUACUAACUCUUCAAUCCAGGGAACAGUUGAAGGUUUAUUCUCAGAGGCAAAAGCUACCAACACAUCUCAAACUCACAGCAGCCCUGGAGGCACAAAUGUGAUGUUUACAGGCCUCUACCCUGGAGCAACCUAUGAAAUAUCUCUUGUUUAUAUGUCGUCCAAGAAAUUUGACCAGUGUCGCAACAAACCUUUAGUGACAAUCCUUCCUCCUAAUUUACAAGCUUACUGUGAGUUCUCGAAUGCUGGUUAUUCUACCCGCCUUGUCUGGAACCAACCAGAUGGAGUGUGGGAGACUGUGCAGGUGAACAUGACUGGGGAAACUCACCUAGUGAAAGGAAAUAACACCGAGCUUAUAAUAACUGGACUUCAGCCGGCCAAAACAUAUCAAGUGUCUUUAGCUUCACUGUCUAAGACAGAAAGGAGCUCAGAGCCAUUUGCUUUUUCUUGUGCUACCGAUCCAAGGGUGGUCAUUGGAGGGUCAGUGUUUGCUGUGCUGCUUUUUGCUUUGCUGGUUCUUGUGGCUGCCUUCAUUCUACUUAAAAGACCAGAUAUUAUCAGAAAAAAGUUCUUCAUUGGUGACUCCAAGCUACCUGAUAAAAAGGGGAAGGGUAUUUCUAAAGCUAAGUUUCCAGACCACUUCUUCCAGUUAGGUUUGGACGAAAACAGAGGUUUCAGCAAGGAAUAUGAGGACCUGGCUCCAGUUGGCACAGACCAGACGCGUAAGGCAGCUACUCAACCUGAGAACAAAGGGAAGAAUCGAUACACCAACGUCCUGCCUUACGACUGGUGUCGAGUCAAACUAAUGACGUCAGCUCCACGUGACGAUUUAGACUACAUUAAUGCCAGUUACAUGCCUGGCUACAACAGCAACAGAGAGUAUAUCGCCGCCCAGGGUCCUGUUUCUUCCACAGUCAAAGAUUUCUGGAAGAUGAUUUGGGAACAGAAGGUGAAAGGCAUUGUCAUGGUAACCAACUGCACCGAAAACGGUCGGGCCAAGUGUGAACAGUACUGGCCUGAAGAACGGAAGAUUUACGGAGAGCUGUUGGUCACGCUCCGAUCUGAGCAGCAGAAGCCCACCUGGACACUGAGGGAGUUUACUGUCAAAGAUACAAACACCUCAGAGGAGCACACUGUAAAACAUUUUCACUUCACUGCCUGGCCUGACCAUGGAGUCCCACUAGGAACCGAAGACCUGAUCCAGUUCCGAGGGCUGGUGAGAGAGCACAUGGAGAGUGAGGCGAAUAACGCUCCAACUGUGGUUCACUGCAGCGCUGGAGUGGGGAGGACAGGGACUAUCAUCGCCCUGGAUGUGCUACUUCAGCAGCUACAGAAAGAGCAAAUAGUUGACAUCAAGUCCUUUGUUCACAAGAUGAGACUCAACCGUCCCUACAUGGUGCAGACAGAGUCGCAGUAUGUUUUCCUGCACCAGUGUAUCAUGGACAGUCUGCAAUCAAAUGAGAGUCCCGAAGACAACAUAUAUGAGAAUGUUGUGAUAUAUGAAAAUGCCACGGCCCUCCAACAGCUUCAUUAACAUAAACCUAAUGACUUAUGCACUAAAUUUAAAAAAUGAUUAUAUUUUCAAGAAGCUGUUAUACGUGAAAUGUUGAAUACAUUUAAAUAUUUAUUUACUGCGUAUGCAAAAUCCUUUUGAGAUUUUAUGUAUUAUGCUUUUAUUCCUAUUUGCCAAUUUUGUACCAAUAUUAUUGUUAUUAUAAUGAGUUUACACUCCAUGUGACUAGAUCAUAUUUUUAAUUGUUGAUAAUAAAUGAUGUCAAAAAAUAA